UCUUUCUAUUUCUCUCUCGAUCAAGAACUCGCACCCAUCACUCGGAAAGUCAUCUGAUGAUGGGAAAUAGCAGAACAAAUGAAAAGGACAAGCCACCUGCUUCUGCUAAUCCAUUAAUACAAUUAAACAAUGAUUAUACAAAGAGCAUUGCUCCAAAUAUGCAUUCAGUUGGUGGUGUGAGUUUUCGAGAAGGAAAUUUUGCUGGUGGUCGUUUCGAUUCCGUCCCAGAUAUGCCUGUUGCCCCUGGUUGGGAGAACAUGUGCUCAAUAAAUCAUUCUAUUGCCCAAGGGAUCCCUGAAACCAGCGGAAACCAUAUGGCUUAUCUGAUGAACUCCAGUAGCUUUCAGAAUUCCCAAUUUAACCUGCUUUCCAAUACUGCAAACACAGAUAUCCCAGAAGUUCCAUUGAUACCUGAAUGGAACAUGAGAUGGAGUCCUCAGUUUAUCAAUCAAGAACACAAUGCAAUUUCUGCUGGUGGAUUGAACAAUGGGUCUGGUACUAGUAGCUUUGAGAAUCCAUGGUCUAGUAAGAACCCAACUACUGCAAGAAACUUUGUUGGAGAUUCUCAGAUGAGCAGGCAGGGUAGAGAAUCAAAAUUUGCACCUUUUAAUAGACCACAUGCAAAUGCAGAUAUUGUUGGUUCACCUCUGUCAUUUGGCCCUAGAGACACUGCUACAGUUCAUACUCGAAACAACGUCAACUUCAAUACCAGUCAAUGUGGGGUUCAAGGAAAAGUUGAAGGUAGUUUCCUGAGUCUUGGAAUUGGAGGCACCGAUGAAACCAUAACUAGACCACAAACGGGCGUCCGAGAGAUGUCUGAUACGCUUAAAGAAGCAGCUUCAGCUGAGUUACAGAUAGCUCGUGCUCGGAGAGCUAUGGGUCAAACUUUAGAUGCUGGCUUUAUGGGUUUACAGAGAAACAUUAGUGGCUUCUCUAAUCAAUCAUGUCAUGUGGAUCGAAUUACCUCAACCAACAAUGAAGCUGGAGUUCAGUGUACUCUAAAUAGUGGGCCAGGUUCUAGCCCUUAUCAUACAUUACAAAUGCAACAAAAUGAUAUGCAACAUGGCAUCUCUAGGCAUGAUGAUGGUAGCUCAAAUUUUCUGAGUAGCAGGAAUAUAAGAUAUGGUGAUUUGGAUCAUUAUAGAGCCUUUGUGGGUAAUCAAGCCGCAAAUUCAGGGACAGUUGGUGGUAAUUCUGCUCAGUUCUUCAAUUCCCAACAAUAUGACUUGAAUGGGUUAGCACCAGAAUCUUCUAAGCCUUCAUGGAUCGCGUCUCAUACCCCUUCUGGCCAGCUACAGAGUAUUCGUUACACAACUGUCAACAGCCUACCAUUGGAAAGUUCAACCAAUUCUCCUUCUCUUGGACUUGGAAGCUGUUCUACCCGGCAGAAUUAUGCAGGGCAACAGCUCUUGUCACACAAUGGCAUGUCUACUCAAGGUCUUGGUGGUAGUCUUUUUCCCCAGAGGAUAGCAGCACCUCAAGUAGCUUGGGUUAGCAGUGGUCAAGCUGCCACAGAUGCUCCAUUCCCCAAAAGGCUGGGAGUUGAGCUUAAUGGGAAAGAUAGUCCUCAAGUUGCUGAGAGACAUCUAUCUACCAGGGGAACAAACUUGCAGACAACCAGUACAGGUCAGAUAUGUCAAUUUCCGGACAAAGGAUCCACUUUCCUGCCAGAUCAUCUUCUUCAGCGUUCUAUUGAUCGGACUGACGGAACACCUGUUAAUUAUCCAUUGAAUUCUCAAGAACCCUUUUCCGCUCAUGGCCAAUCUCAAGAUGCCUUGAUUCAGCUUCCUAAGGAUCCUCGAGCAGCAGCUUCUACCAAUGCUUCAACUGUUGAUGAUCUCUCCCAAAAGUCUGACUUCCAUAUGAGGCCUUCUCACAAGAGAACUGCAGUUGCUCCCCCUUCUGCUUCCCAUUGGGUUCAGCGCCAGAAGAUAACACAUCCAACCAUUCAUCAUUCUGUUCCAAUCCCAUUCCCUACAAAACUAGCUAUUCCUGGAACAACUGCUCUUGUUCAUCCUUCUAUACCGGUCGCAUCACAGAGAGAACUUGGUUGUCCUGUAUCUGCUUCUAUUCAUCCUUCUAUACCUGGAACAUCUCAUUUUAAAUCUCGGAUUCCUGUGAAGCCAGCUCCUAUUGCUGCUCAUAUUGCAUGGAAAGAUCCCGACAGAACUCCGCAAUUGACGGGAUAUAAAUGCUUGCUAUGUAAAAGAGACCUUUCUUUAACAUCGGAAGGUGCGGUUUACCAACCCGUGCCGCCACCACCGGUUGCGGUUCUUCCUUGCGGGCAUACUUUUCAUGAUCAAUGCUUGCAGAACAUCACUCCGCAAGACCAGUCGAAAGAUCCGCCUUGCAUUCCUUGCGCGAUCGGCGACAAUUAGGUUCGGUAUCUAACCCUACUUUUUAUGGGUUGUUAAGAAUAUAUAAAACAAAUAGAGAUACAAGGGGGGUAGGGGAUAGUUAUGAUUAUAUGUAUAUACAGGAAAGGAGAUUGAUAUCAAUUGGAUGGGGAUUUGAUGCUGAGAUAUGGUCUGUUGAAAGCUUUUACAUGAUCAUAUAA
Molecule: messenger RNA, 2557 nt
Organism: Cynara cardunculus var. scolymus (artichoke)
Lineage: Eukaryota; Viridiplantae; Streptophyta; Magnoliopsida; Asterales; Asteraceae
Exons: 8
Coding region: 57-2378 (773 amino acids)
Source: RefSeq, a predicted model, not a curated record